UACCCUACUCCCUGAAGACGAUAACGACUCCGAUCCGGAGUGGACAAUAGAAGACUGCCGCGAUGGAUAUGUCAUUCUCGUCAACUGGCAAAUCAAGAAAAUGGCCGUCUACGAUCCCCUCACACGGGCUCUGGAUCUCUUCGCCGUGCCACCGGAGGAGGUCUGCAGCGACAUGUACGUUGAGUUCCACAUGCUCGCCUCUGAAUGCCACAGGCAGUACCGCAUCGUCUCUGUCGCUCAUGAAAGGCGGGGGGCGCAAGCUGCCUUGUUCUCAUCAGAUACCAGGGAGUGGCAGGUUUUCCCGUUUUCGGAGGAUGCCAGCCCGCCGGACGAUGGUUUGGGUGGUACAAUGGUGAAUGGGUCUGUUUAUUGGACAUUUGCAAGCGGAUCCAAUAUCCGUGUGCUGAACACUGCCACACUGCAAUUCUCGGAAAUCAAUCCGCCGCUGCACAUGGAAGGGCAAGGGGAAUUUAAGCCUGGUGAGACCAAGGAUGGGAAGGUCUGUUUGGUCUGCGCAGUUAAGCUCACGCUUGUUGUUUGGAUCUGGAGACCCGACGAUGACGGUGUUGAUAGAUGGAUCCUGGACAAAACAAUUUCGCUGCAGGAUGGUUUGGGUGGUGAUGUUGCUCUCAAUAUUGUGGCGAUUAUCAGUGGCUUUGUGUAUUUUUCUACUUUUUCUGAGAUGAAUCAGGAUUCUUGCUUGUUCAUGUCCUACUGCUUUGAAACAGAAAAGCUGAAUAAGCUGUGCCCUGUCACUCACUCUUACCAUUCCUAUCCCUACAUCAUGGGGUUCCCUCCUUCAUUGGUAUGCAAUAAGGUGAGCCCUCAAUCUGAAGAGGCUUGACUAGGCCGAAGAAGAAAACUGGACCAGAGAAUGUUACUUUCUCGCUAGAGUAAAACCAAGAUGCCCCAUUGUUGUUGGGAAUUGUUGGUCAUUUGUGUAACCCAAUCAUAUGUCAUUGUAGCUGACAUGAUAUUGCUUUUGUAACUAGAAAGUAGCUGAAGCUUACUUCUAUGCUUGGAAGAAGUAUUCUAUGGGGA
This is a messenger RNA of Triticum dicoccoides, 1041 nucleotides long. RefSeq lists its product as uncharacterized. The coding region runs from base 101 to 844 and encodes 247 amino acids. The transcript has a single exon. The record is from RefSeq and is a predicted model, not a curated record. Lineage: Eukaryota; Viridiplantae; Streptophyta; Magnoliopsida; Poales; Poaceae.